GGGGCGGGACUUCCGGCCGUCGGAUCACGACUUCCGGUUUGCGGGGCGCUCGGCGGCUCGGGACGGCGGGAGUCGACCUCCGUGCGGGCGAACAGAAAUGGACUCAAAAAUUGAGGAAGAAAUUAUUGUUCAUGAGGAAUUCUUGCAGUGUGGUGGAGUUGAAACACAGGUUGUAAAGUGUGGCCCCUGGACUGACCUUGUUAAUGAUCAAAAUGUCAACAGGCCUAAGAUGCUUAUUUUCAUCAUUACUGGUAACCCAGGUUUUUCUGUCUUUUAUGUGCCAUUUGCAAAGGCUUUGUACUCUUUGAUGCACAGACGCUUUCCAGUUUGGGUUAUCGCUCAUGCUGGUCAUGUCUUGGCUCCCAAAGACAAGAAGAUUCUCACAACAUCAGAGGAUCCAAAUGCUCAAGAAAUUAAGGACAUCUAUGGACUGCGUGGUCAAAUAGAACACAAAAUAGCUUUUCUGAGAAGUCAGGUGCCAAAGGAUGUGAAGCUUAUCCUCAUUGGCCAUUCAGUAGGCAGCUACAUGGUCCUUCAGAUCUUGAAGCACGCCCCCGAGCUCCCAGUCAUUCACACUUUUCUGUUGUUCCCGACAAUUGAGCGAAUGGCUGAGUCACCCACUGGCAGGAUUGCCACUCCACUUUUGUGCUGGUUUCGAUACGCUCUCUAUGUUACUGACUACUUACUGCUUACACCGUGUCCUGACAUUGUCAAGUCCUGGUUAAUCAACAUUGUCCUUCGAGUGAUAAAUCUUAAGACUGAGUUAACACUGAUGAAUGUGAUACAGCCGUUCUGCCUCGCUAAUGCUGCCUACCUUGGGGCCCAAGAAAUGAUGACCAUUGUGAAGAGAGAUGAUGACAUUAUAAAGGAACAUUUAUCUAAGCUUACGUUUUACUAUGGAACUUCAGACUCUUGGUGUCCAACAAAGUACUAUGAGGACAUAAAGAAAGAUUUUCCAGAAGGAGAUAUUCGACUCUGCGAGAAAAAUAUACCUCAUGCCUUUGUCUUCCGUUUUAGCCAAGACAUCGCUGACAUGAUUGCUACCUGGGUAAAGGAUAACCUGUCUAAAAUAUAAAUACCGAUGCAAGAAACAAGCACCUGCAGCCAGUCCCUGGGUCAGUAGGUGUACUGUGUUUAGUAGGUAACUUUAGUUUUGAUAUUAGAAAAGAAAAGUUAAAAACCUCUUGCCUUAAGAGCUACCAGCUCCCCAUGCUACAGGCUGCAGUGAACAGUUGGUGAACAAUUGCAUCUGUGAUCUGAAUGAAGACUUCUCUGCACAAGAAGCCCAGUGACACCCUACAGUGUGAGUUAGUCAGCAGGAUCCUUGCCGACGAAAGAAAACCAAAGUGAUUUGAAUCGAGGCUCCCUGGGGGAAAUGAUGCUGUACUGACUAAAACAAGUGAAAGAGAUCAGUGAGUGUGAGGCGUGUGAGAUGGCAGCAAGGACACGCUCAUCUCCGGGAGCAGGAAGUGAUGAGCAGUGGCGACUGGUGGUGGACCUGGGUUUCCUUCGAGGGUGAAAGAUCAAAAUCCUCCCAGAGCAGCGCUGCACAGGCCGUGGCUGAGACCCUCAAUGUGACUCGUGACCUGCCUGCAUUAGACCAGAAGUAAAGUUCCCCAGACGGCACUCACCGACCCGCAGGGAGAGCCACUGAGGGCCCCGCUCUGCCCCUUGCUGCGGGGCAGCAGCAGGCCGUGUGCAGACUGUAGCCUGCGGGCAGUGGGCUCCCUGCAAGUGUCUCUCCUCCAGAGCCAGCAAGAGGAGGCCCCAGCUGUCCCUGCUCAGACGGGACACCUGCAGUUGCUCCUUCUAACUCGCAGUGAACUCCUGAAGGGUGGCUGUGAGCUAAGUACUACGCCAGCCGUUGAUGACAGUAAUAUUCUUAGCUACUUGUGAUUCUUCUGAAAGUCUCUAGUACAUAAUUUUUGGAAAGGUGUUUUAAGUUGCCAAGUAGAAUAUGAACACAGUUUUUUUCUCCACUUGCCUUAACUUUAUUUGUUGGAAAGAAAUUGUUUUGCCAGUGCACCCAAGUGAGCCAUGAGGUGGCGUGCAUUUUCCUUCCCUGGACACACUGAGCCCUGUGGAGAGGCAGCAUCUUCUCUGGCGGAGAGUGGGCUGCCAGUGCGGCUGCCUUCCCGGAACUGACUCAAUCUUGAAAUCGUAGGGGCCGGUAAGUCCCACCAGCUGCAGAGACAGUUGAGGAUGCGUUGAAGCAUUCCAUUUUCUCCUUCACAAGCACCCCCGGACAUUAUCAUUCCUCAGGGACAGUGCAGUGCUGCCCUUCCUCUCGACCUAAAGCCCCUGAUGGAAGACUCACCUCUGGUAUGCUGUCCUUUGGUGAUGACCUCUCAAAGGCGAAAGGCUGAGCCCCAGAGGAGGAGUGCUGUCCACAGGGAAGGACCAGGCCAGAGGGACGGGGCUGCAUGUGGUCCCAUGGACAUCUGCAUGGCGAGGCCUUCUGGAGAGCUGGCAUUCGAACGAAGCCAGACUCGCGCUCUUCUGCUCGCAGGGAGGAGCUGCCACCAGCACACAAUUAGGCACAGGAGCAAGUACUGGUAAAAUCACACCUACUGGAAGGAAAUAACACCCACAGCUGGCUUUCUAGAUGCUAUUUUAUAACAUUCCUCUGUAUUUAAAAAAUCUGCACAUGGGAAGUUUUGUUUUUUAGAGUUUAAAAAUGAUACUCGCUCUUAGUUCCUGUUUGUCAUCUAAACACCAAGUGAAUUUUUGAAAUAAAUGCUUUAGCAGCACUUAGGA
Heterocephalus glaber (naked mole-rat) is the source of this 2757-nucleotide messenger RNA. RefSeq names its product lipid droplet associated hydrolase (gene Ldah). Lineage: Eukaryota; Metazoa; Chordata; Mammalia; Rodentia; Bathyergidae. Gene Ontology annotation, biological process: lipid storage. The record is from RefSeq and is a predicted model, not a curated record. Gene Ontology annotation, cellular component: lipid droplet. Gene Ontology annotation, molecular function: lipase activity.